Molecule: messenger RNA, 2065 nt
Organism: Parasteatoda tepidariorum (common house spider)
Lineage: Eukaryota; Metazoa; Arthropoda; Arachnida; Araneae; Theridiidae
Cellular component (GO): cytoplasm
Molecular function (GO): alcohol dehydrogenase (NAD+) activity
Source: RefSeq, a predicted model, not a curated record
UUCGAAUGAAAUUCUGGUAGGAACGGAUUUUAACUUUAACUGCGUGUGAAUCUUUGAAAACCAUAAACAAACAUCAAUGGCGGCUGGCGCAACAGGUGUCCGUGUUGUAUUUUUUGGUUCUCAUAAACAACCAAGCUACGUUGUUGAAACAUUUAUUUCACCAAAGAAAGACCAACUUAAAGAAGGUGAAAUAUUGGUAAAAAUUUUAAUAUCUACAAUAUGUUCUUCUGAUAUUCAUAGUAUAGAUGGUAGAAGAGAAGUUAAAGCACCUUGUGUUUUAGGUCAUGAAGGUGUUGGAGAGGUAAUUUUUUCGAAAAGAAACCGUGAUGAUGUUCGAGUUGGUGAUAGAGUUGCAUUUACUAUGUACAAUAGCUGUCAGUCAUGUGUAAUGUGCAAAUCAGAAAUGCAAGAAUGUUGUUCAUGUGCAACAAAGUAUGGAACAUUAAGUUUAAAUGAUGGAACUGGAUUAAAUGGUUGUUUUGCUACUCACAUGGUUCUCAGAGCAAGGACAGACGUUGUUCCAGUCCCUUUAAAUGUCUCUGAUAUAAUUGCUAGUCCUGCUAAUUGUGCUUUAUCAACAAUGGUUCAUGCAAUAAGCUUUGCCUCAUCUACAACUAAGCUUAAACAAUCUGUUGCCAUUAUUCAAGGUGCUAAUUUAAUGGGGCUUUAUGGAUGUGCUCUGCUUCAUGAAGCCGGUUUUAUUAAAGUCUUUUGCCAUGAUGUGAGCCGAGAACGCCUAAGAUUAGUUCCAAGAUUCGGUGGUAUUCCAGUUUUAGUUGAGCGAGAUUAUGAUCAUAAUAAUAAUCAUGAGCUAUCUGGAAUUGCAGAUCUUAUUAUUAACGUGUGCAGUACAUGGGAUGUUAUUCCUUAUGCCUUACAUGCAUUAUGCCACAGAGGAGUGUAUCUUUUUGUUGGAACCACUCAUGUUGAACAUGCUUCAAUUAACAUAAAUGUAAUUCUAAAAAAAUGUGUUACAAUUAAAGGUAUAGAAGGUUAUCAAGUUGACCAUCUACAAAAAGCAAUGGAAUUUUUGUCGAAAACAGUCCACAAGUAUCCAUAUGAAUUGUUGACUAGUUCACCAUAUAACCUUCAAGACUUUCACUCCGCCAUUGUUUGUGCUCGUACCAAAAGAUAUUAUAGAACAGCUUUUGUAGGAAAAAAAAAACAUGCUUCAUAUAUAAUAUGCCACAAUUACGAUUAAGGUGCAGUGCAAUAUUUCAGUUCUUUUAAUGAGUGCCGAAGUUUCAAAACUGGAUAAGUAUUACCAUUUCUGCUUCACAAGUUGUUCAACUUCACAUUAAUUUCAUUUUAUAUUAAAAUUAUCUUUACAUGUUUUAGUAACUUUAACUUUUAUUUAAUUAUUAAAGUUUUCCUUUCGAAAAAUAACCCGAACUGACUUAGCAAAUUAUUGGUAACUUUAAGAUUACAUAUUUCAAAAUUAGCUUCAUCCUAAAUUUAAAAAAUAAGCUUAUUCACAUAUUUAUUAUGUCUUUUUAUUUAUUUCAGAAUGAUUUCUUUAGUAAUAAAUAAAAAGAAAACCUCAAAUUAUAGUUUUAUAAACUAUGUUUCUUUGCAAACUUAUUUUCCUAUUAAUUGUUACAUUGAAGUACUAAAAUAUUAAAUUUUGAUAAAUAAAUUCCAUAAUUUCCUUCUCUAAAUUUAUAUAAAUGUAUUUGAAAAAAAAUUCAAUUGUUCUUUUUUGAAGUCAUUUAAGGGUAAAUUUUUGCAUUGGAAAAUGUAAGUGCUCUUUCAGGUUUUAUUAUUAUUAAUCUAUAUUUUAUGAAUUUUCUAAUUAUCUUUUCAAAUUGCACUUUUCUAUCAGGUUUUUGUAAAAUGAAAUUGUAAGACUGAUUUGCUAGUUUUAUACUUUUAUAUAUCUAGUCUCUUUAUAAUGUCACAAGUGUGCUAAAUGUUCACAAAUACUGUAUUUUUAUAAACAAGUAUAUUAUCUAUUUGUUUCAAAUAAAUAGAGAAUUGUAAUGCAGUUUCCUGGUUACGUAUGAACAAUUUAUGCAUUUUAUAACACUAUUGUUAAGUAAGGAAAAAUAAAGUUAUUUAACAAUUU